CCGGCUGUGCAGCAGCCAUUUUGUCUGUUCGGGCAAGUCUACCCCUGACCGUUGCGAACUGCAGUUCCACCUUAGCAAACAAAUUAAAAUGUUGUUUUGGCGCGUCCGUUUCACGUCAACUAUAAUCUAGGGGUCUCAUAAAAAUCGCACAUCUCCCCCGAGGACCGAGGAGGCCUCUCUAACUCGAGAUAAGGCCGCGUUUCUGCGGGAAACACGCGGGUAAGCCGAGCCAUGUCGUGUGAAGAAAGCUACUUGGCUAUCAUACGCUAUCUGACGGAUGAACGGGAACCAUAUGCGCCGGGGACGCCCGGUAACACAAAGAGAAAAAUCCGCAAAGCGGCGGCGUGCUACGUGGUGAGGAGCGGGACUCUGUUUUACCAGCGUCGGCAGAAAGGCCAGAAUGAGUUCACCGAGCUGGAGGUGGUGCUGCAGGACAGCCGGAGGAGGGAACUCAUCCACCAGGCGCACGUUACAGAGGGAGGGGAGCACCUCAACCAGCAGCUCACCUGGGAAAUCAUCUCCCAGAAGUACUGGUGGAGAGGUAUCCUGAAGAAUGUCAAAGACCACAUCAGGGAGUGCGCCCAGUGUCAGAGCAAGCGCAGCGUCGACGAGGGCUCCGGACCUCGGCCCUUCUCGCGGCAAGGGAGGCGGAAGCUCGGGCCAAUGGAGGAAGAGGAUGACGAGGAGGAGGAGGAGGAAGAGGACUUUUUGUUCAUGACUGACGUGUCUUCCCAGAGACCCAAGUUGGCCAAGGGGAUGGCCAAGCAUGAAGUGGUGUUUGUGGACAGCAAGGGGGAGGUGAACCAGUUCCUGCCCAAACACAGCCAGACCAUGUUGGACAAACUCAACCAGCAGCGCCUCAGUAACCAGUUCUGCGACAUCACGCUGCUGAUCGAAGGGGAGGAACACCGCGCCCACAAAGCCGUGCUGGCCGCCUGCAGCGAAUACUUCAACGAGCUCUUUUUUGAGAAGGGGGCUAUGGCCACCCACGAAGCUGUGGUGGACCUGUCUGGUUUUGCCAAGACCAGCUUUCUGCCGCUGCUGGAUUUUGCGUACACCUCUGUGCUCACGUUUAAUUUCUGUGUGAUGGCCGACAUCGCCAACCUCGCCCGACACCUGCUCAUGACCGAGGUCCUGCAGAUAUGCGAGUCUGUGCACAGGCAGGUGGAGGAGCAGAAGCUGACGGUGUAUCAGAAAGGAGACGUGCACACCGUGGUGGCGGGACCGGUGGUCACCAAGGAGGAGCCCGAUGCCUACAUGGUGACCGUCCAGGGCGACGAGAGCGCCGUGGUCACGCAGAGCGCCGUGGCCGUUUCAGGUGACGCCUUGGCUUUCAUCGAGCAGCCCAGCGAAGCCUGCAUCCAGCAGCCAGUGGCAGUUCUCACUCACGUAGUGGAGGGCGACGCAGUACACGCCGCCGAGGCUGGACAGGGUGGGACUGUGGCGCUGAUCGCUCACAGCGGGGAGGUUGAGGCCGGCGAGACCCUCACGCUCAUUUCGGGAUGUGCCGAGGGGCUGGAGGGCGACACCAUGACUGUGGUUACCCACAGCGGGCAGGCCGGGGCCAGCGAGUCCCUCGCUGUGGUGUCGGCCUGUUUGGCCAUGGAGCAGCCACAGGCCGCCGAGGCCGGGGCUUUUGUGAUAGACGUGGACUCGGACAAAGACGGCCACUCAGAGGAAGUCGUGCUGGAAUCUGAGGCGGCUGCUCCCCAGGUAGAAAUGACAGAGGCUCAGAAAGAGGAAGCUGUGCCCGUUCCUCCAAAACGCAAGCGGGGCCGUCCGCCCAAGGUGAAAAAGGUGGUGGAGGAGGAGGGGCCGAUAACACCAGAAGAAGAUCCUUCUGCAGACGACGAGCAUGCCGACAAGCAGGAGGGGACCGCCGACGACCGAAGCAAAAGACGACUCCGGCAGCGCUCUAUGGCCGAGGGCGGCUAUGCCCGUCUUCAUAUGGGGCUGGAGGAAGAAGAGGAGGGGAAGAGUACAACUCCACCACCUGCCACUCUCCCAAAGGUACAGGUGAAGGUGGGUCCCAGGAAAAGAGGAAGACCGCCAAAGAGACCGACAGAGGCGAGAUCUGAGGGCGAGGGCGAGGCCGUCAUCGUGGUAGAGGACGGCGCCGUGGAGAGCGUGGCAGCUGCAGAGCUGCAAGCAGAGGAGGCGCCAGCUAAGGGGGCGGAGCCAGAGGCCGUAGCCAGGCAGCAAGGAGCCCCGCCAGAGAGCACCGUGGACGGAGAACACACCUGCUCCGAGUGCGGCAUGUCCUUCCAGAGGCGCUACUCUCUCAUCAUGCACACGCUGAAACACGAGAAGGCGCGCGGCUACAAGUGCAGCCUCUGCAGCAAGGAGUUCCAGUACGCCGCCUCGCUCCAAGCUCACCUGGCCCGGCACAAGCAGCAGAGGAGCCAGCGAGGGCCCGUCCUCAAAGCGCCGGCCGAGCCGGGCCCCGGGGACAGGGCGGAGGACGAGCUGCUCAACAAGUCGCCGUCGUCGUACACCAAGAGGGAGUUCGUGUGCGACAUCUGCGGGAAGACUUUGCCCAAGCUGUACUCGCUGAGGAUCCACAUGCUGACCCACACGGGCGUGCGGCCCCACUCCUGCAAGGCGUGCGGCAAGACCUUCGCCCACAAGCACAGCCUGAAGAUGCACCGCGUGCUGCACGACGUCACCAAGCAGUUCCAGUGCGAGUACUGCAAGAAGACGUUCGUGAGCAAGAGGAGCAUGGAGGAGCACACCAGCCUGCACACAGGCGAGUCAAAGUACCUCUGCAACACGUGUGGCGCCACCUUCCACCGAGCCUCCGCCCUGAGCAAGCACCUGAAGAAGCACCAGCCCAAACCCGAAGUGCGGCCCUUCUCCUGUUCUCACUGCGACAAGAGUUUUUAUGAAGCAAAGGAUCUGCAGCAGCACAUGAACAAGCACAUGGGCCUGAAGCCCUUCCAGUGCCAGGUGUGCGGCAAGUGCUACAGCUGGAAGAAGGACUGGUACUCGCACGUCAAGUCCCACAGCGUGGCGGAGCCCUUCAGGUGUAACGUCUGUGGGAAGGAGUUCUUUGAGAAGGCUCUUUUCAGGAGGCACGUGAAGAAAGCCACGCACGGCAAGAAGGGCCGCGUGAAGCAGAACCUGGAGCGGCAGUGUCAGCAGUGUGGCAGGAAGUUCACUCAGCUCCGAGAGUACCGGCGCCACAUCAACAACCACCAGGGAGUGAAGCCUUUUGAAUGUCUGACCUGCGGGGUAGCCUGGGCCGACGCCCGCUCUCUCAAACGUCACGUCCGGACUCACACGGGGGAGCGGCCGUACGUGUGCCCCAUGUGCCAGGAGGCCCACAUCGACGCGCGCACGCUGCGCAAACACAUGACCAAGUUCCACGAAGACAGCCUGCCUGGCAAGAUCAUGCUGGAGAAGGACACCCUCCAGUUCCACAACCAGGGCACCCAGGUGGAGCACGCCGUCAGCAUCCUGGCCUCCGACCUGCCCCCCGAGCUCAGGCCCGCCCACCAGGCGUCCACGGAUGAGCUGGAGACGGUGCUGAUCACGGAGGAGACGGUGGAAGCCGUGGAGGCUGUCCAGGCCACAACCGAAGGGUCGGUGGCGACGCUUUCUGAUCAGGGCAUCAUGCAGGUCGUGAACUACGUCCUGGCCCAACAGGCCCUGUCUGGGGUCAAGUCGGAGGAGACCCCCGAGGAGAUCCAGACCAUGGAGGUGGAGGUGGCCCAUGUGGCCGAGGUAGAGUGACGAGCCUGCUGGCCCUCGGAGCCGGGCUCUGGACUCCUCUCCGAACUUGUGCAGACUUUUUUACAGUCUGUAUGAAUGCAGAAACCAGUACGAUUCUCUAUGAAACGAUGUAAAAGAGGCCUAUUUUUGUGUCGAUGUACAUUAAUGUAAAUUAAUCUGUCUUUGCGACUUGAGAGACGUGUCAGCGCACAGCUUUGUGGUUUUCUGUAAAUAACUUAACUGAAGCAAGACCUGACCAGUAAUGUGUACGAAAUCAGGAGAAAUAAAAGCAGAAACAACAAACAU
Molecule: messenger RNA, 4017 nt
Organism: Fundulus heteroclitus (mummichog)
Lineage: Eukaryota; Metazoa; Chordata; Actinopteri; Cyprinodontiformes; Fundulidae
Gene: zbtb11
Product: zinc finger and BTB domain containing 11
Exons: 10
Coding region: 232-3732 (1166 amino acids)
Biological process (GO): regulation of cytokine production; regulation of immune system process; negative regulation of transcription by RNA polymerase II
Cellular component (GO): nucleus
Molecular function (GO): RNA polymerase II cis-regulatory region sequence-specific DNA binding; protein binding; DNA-binding transcription factor activity, RNA polymerase II-specific
Source: RefSeq, a predicted model, not a curated record